Molecule: messenger RNA, 1868 nt
Organism: Oryza brachyantha (malo sina)
Lineage: Eukaryota; Viridiplantae; Streptophyta; Magnoliopsida; Poales; Poaceae
Product: 3-isopropylmalate dehydrogenase 2, chloroplastic-like
Exons: 11
Coding region: 241-1455 (404 amino acids)
Biological process (GO): L-leucine biosynthetic process
Molecular function (GO): NAD binding; 3-isopropylmalate dehydrogenase activity; magnesium ion binding
Source: RefSeq, a predicted model, not a curated record
GGGACGGAGGAAGACGGUGCUCCAACUACGCCUAUCGAAGCAAUUCUUCUCUCGCUCCGGUGCGAGGGCGCGCUCUCAGCACGCCGCAGCUCCGCUCCGGCAAGGCGGCCGCCCACCGUCCACCGCCCGGUGGUUUUCCACGGCCACACCCACUUCACGACGGAGCUACCGGUUUAAAAUGCCUUUUAGCUAGCAAAGCGAGCCCAAGCCCACCACACUGAGAAAAAAAAUUAAAAAAAAAUGCAUGUGCAAGCUAAUCCCCUCAUCAAAACCCUAGCCUUGUCGCCCCGGCGGCGGCUGGCGGCGCCGCCGCGGCGCCCGACGGCGGCCGUCCGCUGCUCCGCGGCGAAGAGGAGCUACAACGUCACGCUCCUCCCCGGGGAUGGCAUCGGCCCUGAGGUGGUCGCCGUCGCCAAGGACGUCCUCUCCCUCGCCGGCGCUCUGGAAGGCGUCGAGUUCCGGUUCCAGGAGAAGCUGAUGGGCGGCGCGGCGCUGGACGCGUACGGCGUGCCGCUCCCCGAGGAGACGCUUACGGCGGCGCAGGCGUCGGACGCUGUCCUCCUCGGCGCUAUUGGGGGGUAUAAGUGGGAUAACAAUGAGAAGCACCUCAAGCCAGAGACUGGGUUGCUCCAAAUUCGUGCUGGGCUUGGCGUCUUUGCUAAUCUAAGGCCAGCGGCAGUUUUGCCUCAGUUAGUAGAUGCAUCUACUUUGAAAAAAGAGGUAGCUGAAGGAGUCGACAUCAUGGUUGUUAGAGAGCUUACAGGAGGAAUAUACUUUGGUCAACCUAGGGGUUUUGGAACCAACAACAAAGGAGAGAACACUGGGUUCAACACUGAAGUAUACUCAGCUUCUGAGGUCGAUCGAAUUGCACGUGUUGCAUUUGAGGUUGCUCGCAAGCGAAGAGGGAAACUUUGCUCGGUAGACAAAGCAAAUGUGCUUGAGGCGUCUAUGCUUUGGAGAAAACGGGUGACAUCAUUAGCCUCUGAAUUCCCUGACAUUGAGCUUUCCCACAUGUAUGUUGAUAAUGCUGCAAUGCAGCUUAUUAGGAAUCCUAAACAGUUUGACACAAUUGUGACCAACAAUAUUUUUGGUGACAUAUUGUCUGAUGAAGCAUCAAUGCUUACUGGAAGCAUCGGAAUGCUCCCGUCUGCCAGUGUUGGUGAAUCGGGUCCUGGUCUUUUUGAGCCUAUUCAUGGCUCUGCACCUGACAUUGCUGGGCAGGAUAAGGCAAAUCCAUUAGCUACAAUUCUUAGCACUGCCAUGCUAUUGCGGUAUGGCCUUGGAGAAGAAAAUGCUGCAAAGAGGGUUGAAGCUGCAGUUACAGAAACACUAAACAAUGGGUUCCGAACUGGGGACAUAUAUUCUCCUGGAACGACAUUGGUUGGAUGCAAACGGAUGGGAGAGGAAGUCUUGAAGACUGUGGAGUCGCAGAGCGCGGUUGCUGUAAACUCAUAGCUUUUGGUAUUUUCAGCUGUGUCCCUAUGAUUGUGAUGGUUGAAAGCACAUCAGAGUUUGAAAUAGCCAAGGAAUCACACUGAUGCCAGACUGCGUUAUGCUUUUCGCCUGCACUUGUGUCAUUCUGGAACUCAUCGCAUGAGUUGCCUCUUUUCCCUUUUCUUGCCUAUCGGUCUCUUUUUGUACCUUGAAUUUUGUCCAUGGUGAUGGACUGAUGGUAGACUUAAAUUGUCUAGCCUAAUAACAAUAAAAUGUGGUUGUUUCCCUUUACCGAGCUGAACAAGAAUUGGGGUGUGUAACUGGACAUUGGUUGGCUAUAUUAUUCCCGUGCUUUGUUCAUGUUACACUGUUGCAGUAUUUGCUGAUGUCUUACAAAAUAAAUAAUGUGCAGACCUGUUCAGUUGGCCCUGUGC